AGGCAUCCAGUGAAUAGUCCUGAUUUCAUUUGUAAUAUUUAGUUAAUUUUCAAAGUAACUUGCCAUGCAAUCUGCAUUACUGCUACUAAAAUCAAUAUACUUGUUCAUCAAAAAGAAGAGGAUAUGUCCUUAACCGGUCCACCGGCGUCGGCCGCGGCGGCAAGAGGCUCUAAUAAUUCAGGUGAGGUAGAGCGCCUUGCCGCCCUAAUCGACCGGUCCAAAUCCAUUCACCACCUUCUCCAAAUCCACGCCGCUCUCCUUCGCCGCGGCCUGGACCCCCACCCCAUCUUGAACUUCAAGCUCCAACGGUCCUACUCCUCCGUUGGCCACCUCCACCACUCCGUGACCCUCUUCAACCGCACCCCAACCCCAAACGUGUUCUUAUGGACUUCCAUCAUCCACGCUCACUCCCACUCCGACCAAGCCCUCUCCUUCUACGCCCGAAUGCUGGCUCAGCCGGUCGAGCCCAACGCCUUCACCUUCUCCUCCGUCCUCCACGGCUGCAACCUCCAAGCCGCCAGGGCCAUUCACUGCCACGUAAUCAAGUUCGCCGUCGCUUCGGCCCCCUACGUUUCCACGGGCUUGGUUGGCGCUUACGCGAGAGGGGGUGAUGUGUUUUCUGCGGAGAAGGUGUUUGAUGAAAUGUCUGAGAGAAGCUUGGUUUCUGUGACGGCGAUGCUCACGUGCUACGCGAAGCACGGGAGGCUCCGUGAGGCUCGGUUGUUGUUCGAAGGAAUGGAAGCGGACAGCAGGGAUGUGGUUUGUUGGAAUGUGAUGAUUGAUGGGUAUGCUCAGAAUGGAAUGCCAAAUGAAUGUUUGUUGCUUUUCAGGAAAAUGCUGGCUGAGAAGGUUAGACCUGAUGAAAUAACGUUGUUGGCUGUUCUUUCUUCUUGUGGCCAACUCGGUGCUCUAGAGUCUGGUAGGUGGAUCCACUCGUACGUUGGGAAUCACAAGAACGGUGUUGAGGUUCGGGUGGGCACUGCUUUGGUGGAUAUGUACUGCAAAUGUGGGAGCUUGGAUGAUGCACGCAAGGUUUUCGAUAAUAUUGUUGACAGGGAUGUGGUGGCUUGGAACUCGAUGAUCAUGGGGUACGCGAUUCAUGGUUAUAGUGAAGAGGCUUUGAGGUUGUUUGAUGAGAUGUGUGGCAUGGGAGUGAAACCUAGUGAUGUUACCUUUGUCGCCGUUUUGACAGCUUGUGGUCAUUCUGGUUUAGUCAGCAAAGGGUGGGAGAUUUUCAAUUUGAUGAAGAAUGGGUAUGGGAUGGAACCCAAGAUUGAGCAUUUUGGGUGUAUGGUGAAUCUUCUCGGCCGGGCUGGGCGGUUGGAAGAAGGUUAUGACCUUGUGAGGGGAAUGAAAACUGAUCCUGAUUCUGUCCUGUGGGGAACUUUACUUUGGGCUUGUAGACUCCAUAAAAAUGUUUCUUUAGGAGAGGAAAUUGCAGAGUUUAUUCUGAGCCAUAAUUUAGCUAGUUCAGGGACUUAUGUUCUUCUUUCUAACAUAUAUGCUGCUUCCGGUAACUGGGUCGGUGCGGCUAAGGUUAGAUCAUUGAUGAAGGGAAGUGGAGUAGAAAAGGAACCUGGUUGUAGCAUAAUUGAAGUUAACAACAGGAUACACGAGUUUAUUGCUGGCGAUUUAAGGCACCCAAAGAGCCAAGAUAUCUAUUUGAUGCUGGAGGAGAUGAAUUGUAGGCUCAAGGCCAACGGUUAUACCCCAAAGACUGAUUUGGUUUUACAUGACAUAGGGGAGGAACAAAAAGAACUUUCCUUGGAAGUUCACAGUGAGAAGCUUGCCUUGGCAUUUGGCCUUAUCAGUACCCGUCCAGGAACUACAAUCAAGAUUGUAAAGAACCUUCGCGUCUGUUUGGAUUGUCACAGUGUGAUGAAGAUGAUGUCUAAGAUCACUGGGCGGAAAAUUAUAACGAGGGACCGGAACCGGUUCCACCACUUUGAGAACGGUUCAUGUUCAUGUGGGGAUUACUGGUAAACUUAAUGGAUUGUACAUAAAUUUUUGAAGGAUUUGCACAGUGCAUAAGUGGGUGCCUAUCCUGCAAAACAUCUGAUUGCUGAAAUCAUGUGAAGUUGUGCAUUGCCUGCACAAAAUUUACCAACUUCUUAGUGGUAAAUUUACUCAGGAUUGCUUGUCGUGAAAGUUAGCCUAUAUAGAGAGAUUAGCAUAUAAAGUUAGCCUGUCAAAGUAAGUUUCCAUCUCAAACUUCUCUUCUCUAGUUGUUUCUCAUCAGUUGCAUGCAUUGUCUCCUCCAGACUCAUCUCCUCAAAUCCCACCCCUUCUACUUUGUUCAGUGAGUAAACUCUUCUCCCAAUGUCUCCUCUGUUCAGUGUUUAAAAUCCAAAUAUAUGCUUUGCUUC
Molecule: messenger RNA, 2366 nt
Organism: Lotus japonicus
Lineage: Eukaryota; Viridiplantae; Streptophyta; Magnoliopsida; Fabales; Fabaceae
Product: pentatricopeptide repeat-containing protein ELI1, chloroplastic
Exons: 1
Coding region: 124-1983 (619 amino acids)
Biological process (GO): RNA modification
Molecular function (GO): RNA binding; zinc ion binding; protein binding
Source: RefSeq, a predicted model, not a curated record